Prunus armeniaca (apricot) is the source of this 2349-nucleotide messenger RNA. The record is from the annotation of a GenBank genome assembly. Lineage: Eukaryota; Viridiplantae; Streptophyta; Magnoliopsida; Rosales; Rosaceae.
AUGGCCGCGAAUCCCAUUUCUCAGGGUCAAGGACUAGCAGUCUUCAGAAAGCAACUCUUCAGUCCCAGCCUCAAGUCCAAUUCUCAGCCUGCUUCUUUUCUCAGGUGCUAUUCUUCUCAGAAAACCGAGAACCAUAAUGAGAAUGAUGAACAACAGCACAGAGCUAAACAACCCAAAUCGUCAACCCCAAAAACCAAAACGGCUAAGGAUAUGGCCAGGCUUGUCAACACCAAUCCAUGGUCGAGUGAGCUUGAGUCUUCUCUCUCUACAAUCUCUUCCUCUCUCUCCAAGACCACGGUGCACCAAACACUCCACCUUAUCAAAACCCCGCACAAAGCCCUUCAGUUCUUUAAGUGGGUAGAGGUAAUGGGUUUCUCUCACAAUGACCAAUCCUACUUCUUGAUGCUUGAAAUCUUGGGUCGAGCCCGAAUUCUCAAUGCAGCACGAAAUUUAUUGUUUUCAAUUGAAAAAAAGUCUAAUGGUGCAGUUAAACUCGAGGACCGCUUCUUUAAUAGCUUAAUAAGGAACUAUGGUCGAGCUGGGCUGUUCCAAGAGUCUAUAAAGCUUUUUACUACAAUGAAGUCGCUUGGUGUAUCGCCUUCUGUUGUUUCAUUCAAUAGUCUUCUGUCGAUUUUGCUUAAAAAGGGUAGGACAAAUAUGGCCAAGAAUGUAUAUGAUGAAAUGCUCAGUAUGUAUGGAGUGACACCAGAUACAUAUACAUUUAACAUUUUGAUUAGAGGGUUUUGUAUGAACUCCAUGGUAGAUGAAGGUUAUCGCUUUUUCAAAGAUAUGUCGGGUUUUAGAUGUUACCCGGAUGUCAUUACCUAUAAUACUCUUGUUGAUGGGCUAUGUCGAGCAGGGAAGGUUGAAAUUGCCCAUAAUGUGGUGAAGGGUAUGAGUAAGAGAAGUGGGGAUUUGACUCCAAAUGUUGUUACUUAUACGACCUUGAUUAGAGGGUAUUGUGUGAAACAGGAGAUUGACAAGGCUUUAUGUAUUUUGGAGGAGAUGACUACUCGAGGGUUAAAACCAAAUGGAUUUACCUACAAUACUCUAAUUAAGGGGCUUUGUGAAGCACAGAAGCUAGAUAAGAUAAAAGAGAUUUUGGAAGGAACAAUGAUUGGUGGAGAAUUUACUCCAGAUACAUGUACGUUCAACACAUUGAUGCAUUCACAUUGCAAUGCAGGAAACUUGGAUGAAGCAUUGAAGGUUUUUGCAAAGAUGUCAGAGUUAAAGGUUCCACCAGAUUCAGCUACAUACAGUGUUUUGAUACGCAGUUUAUGUCAACGAGGGGAUUACCUUAGAGCAGAGGAGUUGUUUGAUGAGUUAUCAAAGAAAGAAAUUUUGUUAAGGGAUGAUGGUUGUAAGCCUCUUGUUGCCUCUUAUAACCCUAUCUUUGGGUAUUUAUCUAGUAAUGGGAAAACUCAGAAGGCCGAGGAAGUGUUUAGGCAGCUAAUGAGAAGAGGAACACAAGACCCUCUGUCCUACAAGACUUUGAUCAUGGGCAAUUGUAAGGAAGGUUCAUAUGAAGCUGGGUAUGAACUCUUAGUCUGGAUGCUUAGAAGGGAUUUUGUGCCUGAUGAAGAGAUUUAUGUAUCCUUGAUUGAUGGCCUCUUGCAGAAGGGUAAGCCCCUUCUUGCCCAACAGACUUUAGAGAAGAUGCUAAAGAGCUCUCAUCUCCCACAAACAUCUACUUUCCAUUCUUUACUUGCAGAACUUUUGAAACAACAUUGUGCCCGUGAAUCUGCCAGUUUUGUCACUUUAAUGUUGGAGAAAAAAAUUAGACAAAACAUUAAUCUCUCAACACAUCUUGUAAGGCUACUUUUCAGCCGUGGGUUCCGAGAUAAAGCAUUUGAGAUUGUAGGGAUGCUCUAUGAGAAUGGGUACUCAAUUAAAAUGGAAGAACUGGUUUGUUUCCUUUGCCAAAGUAGAAAGCUUUUAGAGGCAUGUGAAAUGUUGCAAUUCAGUCUGCAGAAGCAUCAAAGUGUCGAUAUUGAUAAUUUUAACCAAGUUAUUGUAGGGCUUUGUGAUAUAAAUAAACUUUCAGAAGCAUUUGGCUUGUACUAUGAACUGGUUGAAAAUAAAGGCUAUCAGCAAUUGCCCUGCUUAGAUUCUCUAAAAUCUGCCCUAGAGGUUGCAGGAAGAUCAGUUGAAGCUGAGUUUCUAUCUAAAAGGAUUCCAAGACAGCAGCUGCUGGACAAAUCUGGGAAGUCAAUACUACAACUUUGUUGCUGCCCUCCUCGUACCACUUCUUCUCAGCGUUUAUUCGAUCCCUCGUCUCAAUUUCACCCUGACCCCACAUCUCAACCAUUGGAGCAUAUACAGUCCAUCUGCAGUCCAAAGCUCAUUUGA